This is a messenger RNA of Prunus persica (peach), 2810 nucleotides long. Its product is annotated as protein PAF1 homolog. NCBI's taxonomy places the organism in Eukaryota, Viridiplantae, Streptophyta, Magnoliopsida, Rosales, Rosaceae. Bases 549 to 2687 code for a protein of 712 amino acids. Gene Ontology annotation, molecular function: chromatin binding; RNA polymerase II complex binding. The record is from RefSeq and is a predicted model, not a curated record. The transcript has 12 exons. Gene Ontology annotation, cellular component: Cdc73/Paf1 complex. Gene Ontology annotation, biological process: transcription elongation by RNA polymerase II.
CUUGUAAUUGGGGAGUUUUGGUGAGGAGGGGAACAGUGGUAAAUUAGAGUUAAGUUAUUGUCCAGGUGUCAACAGAUUAGCUAGGGGACAGAGAAAUUGGGGCCAGAGGAUUCGAACUCGAGCUCACCAAACACUCCGUGUGCCAGGAACAAGCGUCUCCUUCCCUCCGAUCUAUCUCUCCGGUCACUUGCUUAGGGUUUUCGCAGCCUCUCUCCAGCUGAGAAUUUAGGGUUUUGAGCUAAAGCUGGGCUUCUAUCUCUCUUCUAGGGUUCACAUUCAAAUCUGGUUUCAGCUAUGCCGACUGCUUCAUUCAAUUCAAAUUUUCUAUCUUCCAGGUUCUGGUAUUUAUUUUGUUAUGAUUCCGCAGCUAUUCAAAAUAUGUAAUUGCAUAUAUAGCUUAUAAUUGGGAGUAUUUGGCUGUUUAGAGAUUUGAGGCCAAAAAGAAAAAAUUGCUGCUUUAGGGUUUUUAUCAGUUCGUAGAGGCAAUUUGAAAGGGACUGUUUCUGGUUGUGGUUGAUUGUUUGGUGUGCUUGAGAAUCAUCAUAGCUAUGGCUUCAUACAGGCCUUUCCCGCCCCAAUCGUCAUUCGGGCCGCCGCCGAAUCAAAACCCUCUUACACCAACACCACCGCCACCUCCUUCACAGAGAGGCAAUCAAUAUAAUCAGAAUUGGGGAUAUAAUGCUAGUAGUGGUGGUGGUGGUGGUGGUGAUGGGGCUGUGCCUGCAGCUUCUUCUUCGUAUCCUCAAAACUACAAUUACAAUCAUGGUAAUUACGGCCCUCCAAGAACUCAACACCCUCACCCUCCCCCACAAUAUAAUUAUCCACCACCGCCUCCGCCGCCCGAGUCUUCAUACCCACCACCUCCGCCCCCUCAAGCUCCUCCAGUGGCACAAAAUAAAAUGCCUUUACAGCCUCCACAAGCCCCCAUGUACUACCAGAAUUCUCAGUAUUCACAAUAUAGUCACCAGCCAAUCCAGCCUUUACAGCAGCCGCCACCUCCACCCCCACCACCUUUUUCCCCGAGUUCCUCUGUCCCACCACCACCCCCACCCCCGGGUUCACCGCCACCACCCCCUCCACAAAGUAAGGAUGGUGGGGUAGAUAGAGGAUCCCAUGAAAAAGGGGCUCCCAGGGAUGUGUCGGUGUCGGGGAGGCGUGAACAUGGGCAUUUGAAUCAUGGGGUUCCUCAAAAACAGCAUAAGCCCCCUGUUCCUUCAAUGCCAGUGAAGAAAGCGAAUGGGCCUCCAGGGAGAGUGGAGACAGAGGAAGAGAGGAGAUUGAGGAAGAAGAGGGAGUUUGAGAAGCAAAGGCAAGAAGAGAAGCAUAGGCAGCAGCUGAAGGAUUCCCAAAAUUCAGUUUUGCAAAAGACACAGAUGUUGUCUUCUGGGAAAGGACAUGGGUCGAUUGCGGGGUCGCGAAUGGGGGAAAGGAGGGCUACUCCAUUCUUGAGCGGCGAGAGGACUGAAAAUAGGCUGAAGAAGCCAACCACAUUUGUAUGCAAGUUGAAAUUUCGGAAUGAACUUCCAGAUCCAAGUGCACAGCCAAAGCUUAUGUCUUUGAAGAAAGACAAAGAUCAAUAUACAAAAUACACAAUAACAUCGUUGGAGAAAACAUACAAGCCCAAGCUUUUUGUUGAGCCAGAUCUUGGGAUACCUCUUGACCUGCUUGACCUCAGUGUAUACAAAUCAAUCAGUCCUCCAAGUGUUAGACCACCCCUUGCUUUGGAAGAUGAGGAAUUAUUGCGGGAUGACGUAGCAGCAACCCCUGUGAAAAAUAAUGGCAUCAGAAGAAAAGAGCGGCCUACCGAUAAAGGGGUUGCAUGGCUGGUUAAAACGCAAUAUAUAUCUCCUCUUAGCAUGGACUCUGCGAGACAGUCUUUAACUGAAAAACAAGCAAAAGAACUGCGGGAAAUGAAGGGAGGUCGCAACAUUUUGGACAACCUUAAUGACAGGGAAAGACAAAUCAAGGACAUUGAGGCAUCAUUUGAGGCCUGCAAGUCACGCCCUGUUCAUGCAACCAAUAAGAAUUUAUACCCUGUCGAGAUUCUACCUCUGUUGCCCGAUUUUGAGCGGUAUGAAGACCAAUUUGUCCUUGCAGCAUUUGAUGGUGCUCCUACUGCUGAUUCAGAAAUCUACAGCAAAUUGGACCAGUCCGGUCAUGACGCUUAUGAAUCAAGAGCCAUUAUGAAAAGUUAUAAGGUAACAGGCGCAGAUCCAGCUAAUCCAGAGAAAUUUUUGGCUUACAUGGUCCCUUCUCCAAAUGAGCUAUCAAAAGAUCCGUAUGAUGAAUCUGAAGAUGUUUCUUAUUCUUGGGUUCGCGAGUAUCAUUACGAUGUAAGAGGUGAUGAUGUGCAUGAUCCCACAACAUACCUUGUUUCAUUUGAUGAAGAAGAAGCACGCUAUGCGCCCCUUCCCACAAAGCUUGUCUUAAGGAAAAAGAGGUCCAAAGAGGGAAAAACCAGCGAUGAGGUUGAACAUUUUCCCGCACCUUCAAGAGUGACUGUCAGGCAGAGAUCAACUGUUGCUGCAAUUGAACUAAAGGAUUCAGGGGAUUAUUCAAGGGGAUCUGUGUCAAAUUUGAAAACAAGACGCUUUGAUGUUGAGGAUACCCUUGAAAGACCACGGAAGAUUGCACGACAUCAAGAUAUUGAUGAAUAUAGUGGUGCUGAAGAUGAUUUAUCUGAUUAAUUUAUAUUUUGAUGUAAAUGUCGCCGACUGUCAUGAAGGCUUGUAGACUCGUGUCAACUAAUUUGGGAUUAUUCCCAAACUGCGAUCGGAUGCUGCUUUAAUGUAAAGGCGAGUGUGAACUAA